AUGAACCCAAACACACAAACAGCGCCUGAGCCUCAGGAGAAUGGCCAGCAUCGCUUCGAUCCCAACUUCACCGACGCCGUCAUCAAUGCCAUUGGCCCGAAUGUGCCAGACCGGACACGAUUCGUCAUGGGAAAGCUGAUCAGGCAUCUCCACGACUUCAUCCGUGAGGUCGAGCUCACCAACGAGGAGUGGUUCGAGGGUGUACGAUUCGUCAACUCUAUUGGCAAGACUACAACUUCCACCAGGAACGAGGCGCAUCGUAUCUCAGAUGUUCUGGGCGUAGAAUCAUUGGUCGACGAGAUUGCACACAGGCACAUUAACGAGUCUGGAGAGACACCUACUUCAUCCACAAUCCUCGGUCCCUUUUGGUCACCACACUCGCCAUUCCGCGACCUUGGCGACACCAUUAUUCGCAACCCACACCCCGAUGGCCAGACAACUCUCAUGCAUGGUGUAGUUAGGGAUCUUGACACCAAGAAGGGUAUCCCUAACGCAGUCAUCGACAUCUGGCAGGCAAGCGCCAACGGAAAGUACGAUUUCCAAGAUCCGGAGAAUCAAGAGCCAAACAACCUGAGAGGAAAGUUCACUACCAACGAGAAUGGCGAGUACUGGUACUACUGCUACAAGCCAACAGCGUACUCGCUACCUACUGAUGGCGCUGCUGGUCAGCUUUUCAAGACCCUCGACCGCCACCCUUUCCGUCCCGCACAUAUCCAUCUUAUGGUUUCCGCCGAGAACUACAAGCCACUCAUCACACAACUAUACCCCCGCGAUGACCAAUGGGUCACCAAUGACACCGUCUUUGCGGUCAAGGACGACCUGCUGCUAGACUUCAAGCCCAGCAACGACCCCAAGGCGAAGCUCGACUUGACAUACAAUGUUACCCUUGCGCCAGCAGGCAAGAAGACGAGCAGGUUGGAGGCAACCUCACCCAAAAUGCGUGUCCCUUACGCCCCAAACGAGCCCCCAAAUGAAGAAGCCCGCCCCAUCUACGAGCGCAUCGCCGAGCGACGAAAGCCCCGCCCCCUCAUCCCUCUCGACCUCGCCCUCCUACACAACCCCGCCGUAGCGGACGGCUGGAACUCGUUCAUCGGCGCGAUACGCACCAAGACCAGCUUACCUGCCAAUCUCAAGGAGCUGGCCAUAAGCCGUAUUGCCGUGCUGAACCAUGCAGUUCAUGAGUGGGAUGUACAUGCCGCUCUAGCAUUGAAAGCGGGCGUUUCCAAACAAGUGCUACAAACUGUGUUCGAUUUACCCGUUACGAGACACGGAGAAGUGGAGAGGGAAGGUCUAUUGGGAUUCAGCAAGGAGGAGUACGCGGUCAUGGUAUACACGGAUCAGAUGACUGUGGCAACCACAAUGACGUCCCUAGCCCCCCGCCUCUUCACGCGCAGCAUCCGCCAAACACGCGUCCGCCCCGCCGCCGUCCUCUCCACCACCGCGCGGUAUGCAUCGACAAAGCACCCCAAAGCCUUCACACCACCUACGCAAUCCGACCUCGACGAACUCCGCGAUUCAGUCCGUGACUUUGCCCAGCGAGAGAUUCCCGAAGAAGUCGCCGCGCGUACCGACAAGCAGAAUGAAUUUCCAAACGACAUGUGGCAGAAGUUUGGCGAAGCCGGCUUCCUGGGCAUAACAGCCGACGAGGAAUUUGGCGGGCUGGCCAUGGGAUACCAAGCACACUGCGUCGUCAUGGAAGAGCUGUCACGGGCGAGCGGCAGCAUAGGACUGAGUUAUGCGGCGCACAGCCAGUUGUGCGUCAACCAGUUGAUGCUGAACGGCAAUGCGGAGCAGAAGAAGAAAUACUUGCCAGCCUUGAUCAGUGGAGAGAACAUCGGAGGAUUGGCUAUGAGUGAGCACAGUGCGGGAAGUGAUGUAGUGAGCAUGAAGACGACGGCCAAGGAGGUGGACGGUGGCUAUCUGCUCAAUGGAACCAAGAUGUGGAUCACGAAUGCAAGAGGCCCAGACGCGCACGUAAUAGUCGUAUACGCCAAGACCGAACCCAACGCCGCUUCCAAAGGCAUCACAGCCUUCAUCGUCGAGACGUCCACAAAAGGUUUCAGCGUCGCCAACAAACUAGACAAACUCGGUAUGCGCGGCUCCAACACAGGCGAGCUAGUCUUUGAAGACGUCUUCGUCCCCAAGGAGAACGUCCUUGGCGAGAUAAACCGCGGCGUCCGGGUCCUGAUGGAGGGCUUAGAUCUCGAGCGCCUUGUCCUCUCCGCAGGACCACUCGGCCUCAUGCAAGCCUCGCUCGACAACGUUCUGCCCUACACACACCAAAGAAAGCAGUUUGGCACCCCAAUUGCACACAACCAGCUUGUACAGGGCAAGUUGGCGGAUAUGUACACAAAGUACCGCGCCAGUCAGGCCUUCACAUACAGCGUGGCACGCGCCGUCGAUGAGUCGCAUGCCAGCCCUGAGAUCAAGACACAGGACUGUGCGGGAGCCAUUCUAUAUGCCGCAGAAAGGGCAAGCGAGGUUGCGGCUGAUGCGGUCCAACUGAUGGGCGGCAUGGGAUACAUGAAUGAAGUUCCUGUAGGAAGGAUACUCAGGGACGCCAAGUUGUACGAGAUUGGUGCUGGAACAAGUGAAGUGAGGAGAAUGGUCAUCGGACGAGCGUUCAACAAGGAGUGGAAGCAAGAGAUAUGA
Molecule: messenger RNA, 2652 nt
Organism: Alternaria burnsii
Lineage: Eukaryota; Fungi; Ascomycota; Dothideomycetes; Pleosporales; Pleosporaceae
Exons: 6
Coding region: 1-2652 (883 amino acids)
Biological process (GO): catechol-containing compound metabolic process; L-leucine catabolic process
Molecular function (GO): flavin adenine dinucleotide binding; catechol 1,2-dioxygenase activity; peroxiredoxin activity
Source: RefSeq, a predicted model, not a curated record